GGGCGCGUAAUGUGAAAGGGGAGUUUGGCCGAGAGCCCGAGCCGAAAAUACCGAGCUCUCAUAGCUUUGGAAUCGUCGAAAAUUUCCAGCCACCAGCCGGGUCUCCGCCGAUUGCCAUGUUCGAACCGAAUGAUCGUCAGCCUCAGGCUGAAAGCAACAUGGAUGAGUCGGCGGCCGAGGGCGGAGUGCAGGCCGGUGGAGCCAAGGCCGUGCAGGUGGUGCUGGCCAAGGAUGACCACACGUUCGAGCUGGACGAGCAGGCCCUUGAGGACAUCCUGAUGCAGGACCACGUAAAGGACAGGAACGUCGUUGUUGUCUCGGUGGCCGGCGCCUUUCGAAAGGGCAAAUCCUUCCUCCUCGACUUCUUCCUCAGAUACAUGAAUGCGCAGUGUACGCAGGGCGCCGAGGACUGGCUCGGAGAUGAGGAGUCGCCCUUGGACGGCUUUUCGUGGAGAGGAGGCUCGGAACGCGAUACGACCGGCAUUCUCAUGUGGUCAGAGGUCUUCCUCGUGGACCUACCGUCGGGAGAGAAGGUGGCUGUUAUUUUAGUCGAUACUCAAGGUGCUUUCGACAGUCAGAGCACUGUUCGCGACUGUGCCACUGUUUUCGCCCUCAGCACCAUGACCAGCUCGGUCCAGAUCUAUAAUUUAUCACAAAAUAUCCAAGAAGACGAUUUGCAGCAUCUGCAGCUUUUCACCGAGUACGGCCGACUGGCACUGGAAGACUGCGGCGACAAGCCUUUCCAGAAAUUGCAGUUUCUCGUCAGAGACUGGAGCUUCCCUUACGAGGCUGACUAUGGAGCUAAAGGAGGAAAAAUGAUCUUGGACCGUAGACUUCAGGUUUCAGAAAAGCAGCAUCCUGAGCUCCAGUCAUUGCGAAAGCACAUCAGAUCAUGUUUUUCCGAAAUCUCGUGCUUCCUCAUGCCACACCCUGGGCUCAGAGUGGCCACCAACCCAAACUUUGAUGGCAGGCUAAAGGACAUUGAAGGAGAUUUCAAGAAGCAACUGGGGAUUCUGAUCCCAAAACUGCUAGCCCCCGAAAACCUUGUGGUGAAGGAAAUCAGCGGACAAAAGGUGAAGGCCAAGGAGCUGGUGCAGUACUUCAAGUCCUACAUCCAGAUUUACAAAGGCAGCGAACUCCCAGAGCCGAAGUCCAUGCUAGAGGCGACAGCGGAAGCGAACAAUUUGUCUGCUGUGGCUGGUGCUAAAGAGAUGUAUCAUACAUUGAUGGAGGGCGUGUGCGGCGGCGCGAAACCCUUCCUUAGCAGUGAACACCUUGAGGCCGAACACUUGCGGAUUAAAGAGAAAUCCAUGGGUCACUUCAGCAGCAAGCGCAAAAUGGGUGGAGAUGAGUUCUCGCAAAUCUACAAGGAAAGACUCGAGGCGGACAUUGACGAGCUGUUUGUGCAAUUCAAAUCCCACAAUGAGAGCAAAAAUAUAUUCAAGGCAGCGAGAACACCAGCAGUUUUCUUCACAAUCGCCGUCUUCUUCUACAUCAUGUCAGGCAUUUUCGGUCUGGUCGGUCUCUACUCUCUCGCCAAUCUAUGCAACCUAAUAAUGGGCACAGCCCUGCUCACGCUCGCACUCUGGGCCUACGUCAGAUAUAGUGGUGAAAUGAGAGAAAUCGGCACGCAGAUCGAUGAGAUUGCAAACGCACUUUGGGAAAAUAUAAUGAAGCCGGUGUACGUGCAAUGCAUGGAGACGGGCAUGCAGCACGCGGCGCGCCAAGCUGUGCAGCACGUGGCCGGUCCUUCGACGCCAAACAACAGGACGAGCGUGGCCACCACAAAGACGGCGGCGAAACCGAACGGAAAGGUCAAGAGCUCAUGAUGGCGGACACCCGUCGCCGUUCUGACAAAUCACCAGUGCCUCUUUUGUAACUAGAUACCACUCUCAAAAGCUGAUUCGCUUCCAAGGAUUUUACGCUCCCUCUUUAUUUAUUCCACUCCACUCCUGCACACUUCCAUUUCUUUUUCUUCCGGUUUUAGUGCUUAAGUUCAGGCUUUGUUAUUGUGGUGGUUUAAAUACAUUGUUUGCCAUAAGUUUCCUAUCUAUUUAGUGAUAUAUUACUCGAUCGUUGCUCACCGUCCGACAUGUUCGGAUUGCUUGUCACACAAAAUGUAAUUCCGCGGAAACUGCAAUCAAGCAAGGGUUCUGUAAAGACUCCUGAAGCGCUUUGAAAACUAUAUUUACUUCAAAAAUUAUUUUUCUCCGUUGUUAACAAAAAUUGUGAGGAACACAGCUUCGCCUUUUCCCAAAAAGGUGAUUUCUUCCCCUUCCAAUUCCCUUAAGAGUACCUUCUAUGAAAUUCAGCGUGCCAAUGUACAAAGAGAGGAGAAAAUACAUAUAUUAAUUAAUUACAUAAUUGAAGCUUAUAUUUGCAUUGAAAUAAGUCUAUUUAAACUUGGAGAGAUUAUCAACCGUGUUGUUGGAAAGGAUUCUCAGCCACAUUUCAUUCAGAAUUAACAGAUCAAGAGAUAUUAUCCUAUGUGUAGACACGUGGUUUGAGAGGGGCACCACAUCUUGCCAAAUAUUUUUGAAAACUUUUUUAAAAAUCGAACAACUUCGGCAAAUUUAAAUGAGAGUGUUUUGUAACUUUCCCCCACUCAAUUUUGCAAGUCUUUACUUUAUAGAAUUUAUGGAUUUGUAUGUUUAAGUUUUGUCGUGUAAUCAAUUGUUGAAAUUUACAGUUAAUAAAACGUUUGUUAAAACUUA
Messenger RNA from Cloeon dipterum, 2714 nucleotides. It is a transcript of the gene atl, whose product is annotated as atlastin GTPase. Lineage: Eukaryota; Metazoa; Arthropoda; Insecta; Ephemeroptera; Baetidae. Gene Ontology annotation, biological process: protein homooligomerization; endoplasmic reticulum organization. The coding region runs from base 117 to 1829 and encodes 570 amino acids. The transcript has 11 exons. Gene Ontology annotation, molecular function: GTP binding; GTPase activity. The record is from RefSeq and is a predicted model, not a curated record.